Messenger RNA from Danaus chrysippus (African queen), 1443 nucleotides. Lineage: Eukaryota; Metazoa; Arthropoda; Insecta; Lepidoptera; Nymphalidae. The record is from the annotation of a GenBank genome assembly.
AUGAACGAGAGUCGAGAAAGAAUAAGACGAGAGAGAGAGAGGGAGAAGAACACAUACACGUCUCCUCGCCUCGCAUUAGGACCAGGAGUACUACAGAGUGUGGCCAAUGAACUACCAGUGGACUUAUUGGUGGAAGCACUACCUCACUCCUCACAUCUGUUGGAGACACUACUAAACAGGUUAAUAUCUCUGGAGAUUACUCCACGUCCGGAACUUCAAUGUGAGUCAGUAGCAUGGAGGCUGGUCGGUCUUCUCGGAGGAGACCAAGGUUCUGGUCUCCGGGCGAGGACAGCUCGCCUCGCCUCAGCCCUGGUCCACUACAGCCCUGAUGCGAGGGAAGCUGUUGAUAACAGACGAAGGCAGCUGGAUGCAGCAGUUCAAGGUCUUGGAACCCAUGAGACACGUGGAGGUUUACAAGCAGGGAUACAUAAGCUAGAGGAACUGUCAUCGGUGACAGUUAACCAAGACCCUGCAUCAUCAUCUCAUCAACGUCUGUUGGCGUUGUCCCACGCGGAUGUUGAGAGACGUCUCAUUGACAACAAGUCACUCCUGACCAUUGUUGAUAAGCCGGCCUUGAAGCAGCUGCCGACCUUGGUCGCCUCCUUAUCAGCGAGGGUUGACAGUGAUAAGGCGGUCUUAGCUUGUGUUGGACAAAUCAAGAGAAGCGACCCUACUUUGGAUUUGAGUGAUACCAGACCGGUGGCUGGUGUUCUCAUGAACUAUUCGCGAGGCUGCGCCGCCCUCCUCUCUCAGAUGAGUGAGGUGCUGGUGGUGAACACUCCUCGCUCGCCGACGGACUCCGCCAGUGAUGGGUACCACUCGGACAGUGAUGAUUCACACCAACAUCCUGAUAGAAGUAAGUUAGUAUCACAGUAUGCUGCAGUCUGGUCGCUCGCUGCUGAAGAGGUGUUGCCGGCUCUAGCAGCAUUAGACCCUCUCAAACCGACUCCCAACUUAAAAUAUAAGAUAGUAUUCUCCGUCGUUGUUUUAUCAUUCCGCGCUGCCAUCAGUCUACGAGACAAACGUAUCAGUGAAGUGAAGUCUCUACUCGGAUGUGAAUCAGACGAUACACCCGGCACCUCAGGUUUCGUCGCCGCUGCUAUGAGGCUGAUGAGGAACACUGCUGAUACCUUCCCUCUGGGGGAUGCCGAGAGGACUGUCAUUAAUCAAGUGUGUAGUACUCUCCGGGAGUAUCCUUGUCUGGAGUCGUGUGGGGCGCUCCAUGCCCUGGCAGCUGUCGCCUGUCGUGCUGCGUGGACCAUCAGCCUUCAUCCGCCUCUCAGAAUAGAUACUGACUUCACACCUGUGGUAAUGAACCCCGACAAGCACGUUCGUUUCUCUCAGGACAGUCGAGAGCGUCGCUCGGAUCUCAUAAGAUCGUUCGUAUGGCCCGCGUUGGUGGAUGGAACUCGGUGUGUCUUCAGAGCUGUCGUCCUCACUUAG